CUCUCUGUUUCCCACUGUCUUCCGGCUGGCCAGCGAAGGGAAGAUUGUGGUUCUGUCUUUGGCUAUUGGUUUGGCUGAGCAAGAUGACUUUGCCAAUAUCCCUGAUCCAAUCACCUCCAUGCAGGAAGCACCACCAGCCAAUCAGGAAGCACUUCCUCCUCCACCUGACAAGAGGGGCGUGGGCAACAAGCCAUGCAACAGUCCCAAGGGCCAUCGCCCCGACGGACACUCCUCAGUCACCGAUCUGGCCAACUCACUCACCGGAGACAUGGUCAUGCUGUCCCCGGGAUCAGAGGACGACGAUGGUGAAGGUGCUGUCAGUGAGAAGCUGGGACGGAUCCAGUUCUCUGUUGGUUACAGCUUCCAGGAUUCCACUCUGACUGUCAAGAUCCUCAAGGGCCAGGAGCUACCAGCCAAGGACUUCUCUGGGACCUCUGACCCCUUUGUCAAGAUCUACCUGCUGCCUGACAAGAAGCACAAGCUGGAGACCAAGAUCAAGAGGAAGAACCUAAACCCUCACUGGAACGAGACCUUCCUGUUCGAAGGUUUCCCAUACGAGAAAGUGAGGGAGAGGACUCUGUACCUGCAGGUGUUAGACUUUGACCGAUUCAGUCGUAACGAUCCCAUCGGGGAGGUUUCCAUCCCUCUCAACAAGCUCAGUGACCUGGGACACAUGCAGACCUUCUGGAAGGAACUCAAACCCUGCAUGGACGGAGCUGGGAGGCGAGGGGACCUGCUGGUGUCUCUGUGCUAUAACCCAACAGCCAACACCAUCACUGUGAACAUCAUCAAAGCACGUAAUCUCAAAGCCAUGGAUAUAGGAGGAACAUCAGACCCCUAUGUGAAGCUGUGGCUGAUGCACAAGGACAAACGCAUUGAGAAGAAGAAGACUGUGACGAUAAAGCGUUGUCUGAACCCCGUCUUCAAUGAGUCUUUCCCCUUCGAGGUUCCGGCCCACGUCCUCCGGGAGACCACCAUCAUCAUCACGGUCAUGGACAAGGACCGGCUCAGCCGCAACGAUGUCAUCGGCAAGAUCUACCUAUCAUGGAAGAGUGGUCCAGCGGAAGUGAAACACUGGAAGGACAUGAUGGGCCGGCCGCGUACUAAUGUGGCCCAAUGGCACGCUCUCAAGGCCUGAUCGUCCCGCAGACUCUCUUCCAUGGCCCCCUCCCCCUCCCUCCAACGUCCAAUCCCCAUCCUUAUGCACAAGACUGACUAGCUGCCAGGCUGCAACAUACGGGUACAAUUAGCCAUCCACUCUCUUGACCUUUAGACCGCUCUGCCCUCUUCUCCUCUCUUCUCCCCUCUUCUCCUCUCUUCUCCCCUCUUCUCCC
Messenger RNA from Salmo salar (Atlantic salmon), 1334 nucleotides. The record is from RefSeq and is a predicted model, not a curated record. NCBI's taxonomy places the organism in Eukaryota, Metazoa, Chordata, Actinopteri, Salmoniformes, Salmonidae.